This is a messenger RNA of Eremothecium cymbalariae DBVPG#7215, 321 nucleotides long. RefSeq names its product Mco12p (gene MCO12). Gene Ontology annotation, cellular component: cytoplasm. The transcript is spliced from 2 exons. NCBI's taxonomy places the organism in Eukaryota, Fungi, Ascomycota, Saccharomycetes, Saccharomycetales, Saccharomycetaceae. Bases 1 to 321 code for a protein of 106 amino acids. The record is from RefSeq and is a predicted model, not a curated record.
AUGCCAACAUUCAAACAACUGAUUCAUAUUGGAUUUGACUUUGCACUGAUAUCAGUAAUCCUUGCAGGCUUGCACAGAAACACUGGGUAUGUGUUGGCAUAUGAAACGUCCGAUUUAAAGAACUAUAUACGCAAGUAUUUAAAUUGGGGGGAGUAUUUGUUCGACGAGUUGAUCAAGAUUGCUAAGCGAAGUUCAUAUUUUAGAAAAGAAUCAAAGAUCGAUGGGUUUUUGAAGGGAUCCUUCAAAAAGAUCGAAGAGUUAUCUGAUAAACAGCUAGCUGAGGAAUAUGCAAAGGUUCCUAGACCGGCUCAUCUAGAUUAA